AUGGCUUUGAGAGAUCUCAUUGUGUUCAUUUCCGUUUUUCUCAUCGUAAAUGCCUCAGUGUACUUUUCAACAUCAGCUGGGAAUGGAGUGUGCGUGACAUGUGAUGGAACAGUCUCCUCCUCAUCCUACACUGGCUCCUAUUCCUAUCCAAGCACCUACAGCAACAACUACAACACUGGCUACACCACAUAUUACUAUCCUAACAGUGGCUACACUUAUUCAAACAAUAACAAUAAUGGAUACACUAAUUACUACCCAAACAGUAACAGCAACGGCUACACCACUUACUACUAUUAUGGACGGAGAAAA
Mesorhabditis belari is the source of this 309-nucleotide messenger RNA. Lineage: Eukaryota; Metazoa; Nematoda; Chromadorea; Rhabditida; Rhabditidae. The record is from the annotation of a GenBank genome assembly.